Messenger RNA from Varroa destructor (honeybee mite), 810 nucleotides. RefSeq lists its product as uncharacterized. NCBI's taxonomy places the organism in Eukaryota, Metazoa, Arthropoda, Arachnida, Mesostigmata, Varroidae. The record is from RefSeq and is a predicted model, not a curated record.
AUGCGGCAACUCAAAACUACUAGUGGCCAUUGCAGCUUGUUGCUAGCAGCCAUUGCAAUCAUUAUCAUCAAUGUGCACUCUUCAAGAGUUCGUGAGGACCUUGCCAAGCAAAGUGAAAAUAAUGUUCUGGCUAAAGGUGUUACCGAUGUUCAUCGAAAAUCUCAAAAACAAACCGAUGAACCUAUUGGGGCAGACCCUUUCCUUGUACAGGUAGCAGGUCUGCAGUAUAAAGAUGAGAUGGAGGUAGCCGAAACGGGAUAUGGUCAAAGAGGUCAUGAAGGACAUGGACAGUACGGAAGACACGGGGGCCAUCGCCAUGAACAUGGCAGCCAUAAACACUAUGGAGACCAUCAUGGUGGGGAGCAUCACGGACACCAUGGUGGUGAUCAGCACUACGGCGGAAGACACCACGGAGGCUAUUACGAGGGUCAACACAGGGAUCACAGGCAGCACGACUCCUACGGAGGUCAUGGAGGCAGAAAUAGCCACUGGAAUCAACAUCACAAACACCAUCGGGAUCGCGGAUGGGGUCACGAACGUAAAUGGGGCUGGGACCGACACCAUAGCGAGCACGGUGACCGUGGAUAUCACGGAGAACAUCAUGGACAUCAUCGACAACACGACAGUGAAGGCCACCAUGGGGGCCACCAUGGACGCCAUUACGGAGGCGAACACCACGGAGACCAUCGUCAUUAUGGUGGAUAUGGCGGAAAACAUCACGGGGGCCAAUAUGGCGAUCACGGCCAUCACGUACAUGGAGAAAAGCAUUAUGGCCAAUAUGGAAAACACGGGCAUCAUAGAUACUACUAA